Metarhizium brunneum ARSEF 3297 is the source of this 2214-nucleotide messenger RNA. NCBI's taxonomy places the organism in Eukaryota, Fungi, Ascomycota, Sordariomycetes, Hypocreales, Clavicipitaceae. The record is from RefSeq and is a predicted model, not a curated record.
AUGUCUGUCUAUUUGAAUAGCCAUUUCGAAUUGGCUUCGAGGCUGUUUGAGGAUACUGAGGCGUACAAGCCGGGUCAGAAAGUCAUUAUAACAGGACAGGAUUUGGAGGUCUCAACUGUAGUGGCUGUCUCGAGAGGGCGAUGCCAGCCACAGCUCACCAAGGACGAAACAACUUCACGGCGCAUCCGCGCAAGCGUGUCUCGGCUUGCCGAGUAUCUUGGUAGUGGAAACACUGUGUACGGGGUAACGACUGGCUUCGGUGGAAGCGCCGACUCACGCACAACAGAAACGGGCAAGUUACAGUUGGCUCUGCUGCAACUGACUCAAAAUGGUGUCCUUCGCGAGUCAGAUAAGACGGCUGAUAAUGCAAACGGGAACUUUGAGCACCAUACGGAAAUAAGCUGUUAUCCAACCGCUUGGGUGCGUGCUUCCAUGUUUGUCAGAUGCAACGCAACUGCCCGUGGCCAUUCUGCCGUCACGUUGGAAGUGCUGCAGGCCAUUCUCCGUCUCCUACGACAUGAUGUAGUUCCAAUCAUCCCCCUGAGGGGAACAGUCUCGGCAUCUGGCGACCUGAUGCCACUCUCAUACAUCGCCGGCGCAAUCGAAGGCAAUCCCGAUGUUGUUGUUCGCACAACGCUUGGCACAAAGUCUAUCAUUCAAAGUGCCAGCGAGGCGCUUGAGCGUGAGAAUAUCCAGAAAAUCAUCUUUGGUCCAAAAGAGGCCGUGGGUCUUGUCAACGGCACGGCUCCCUCGGCGGCGGUGGCAGCGCUGGUCAUGUACGAGGCACAUCAUUUGGCCACGCUGACGCAAGCCAUCACGGCUAUGACAGUCGACGCCAUGACGGCGAAUGCGGAGAGCUUUCACCCUUUCAUCGCGCUUGUCCGGCCACAUGCUGGCCAAAUAGAGGCCAGCAAAAACAUCCUUGCGUUCCUGCAGGACUCAUCUUUUGCCAAGGGAAUCAAAACCGUAAAAGAGUCUAACCCAAGCGGCCUUGCGCAAGACCGUUACGCUCUUCGCAGCUCCCCUCAAUGGAUCGGGCCGCAGCUAGAGGAUCUUCUUUCUGCGCAUAAGCAGAUCACAACCGAGUUGAACUCUUCGGCCGACAACCCUCUGGUAGAUGGCGAUUCGGGGGAUGUGUACUAUGGUGCGAAUUUCCAGGCCGCAGCAGUAACUUCUGCCAUGGAGAAGACCAGAAUAGCACUGCAGAUGCUGGGUCGAUUACUUUUCGCGCAGUCUACUGAGUUAAUCGACCCGAACCUUAAUGGCUUGCCCGCGAACCUGGCCGCGGACGACCCAAGCACCUCAUUCACCAUGAAAGGGGUUGAUAUAAGCAUGGCUGCAUACGCCUCGGAGCUGUGUUAUCUUGCGAACCCUGUGAGCUCGCAUGUGCACACGGCAGAGAUGCACAACCAGUCUAUCAACUCAUUGGCCUUUUUGUCCGCCCGUAUGACCAAGAAAGCAGCAGAAUUGCUUUCCCUAAUGGCUGCAACAUGUUUGUACAUUGUUUGUCAGGCCAUGGAUCUACGGGCUUUCCAAUCUGAGUUUCUCUCCGAGCUCCAGGUUGCAAUUGACACUUUAAGCAAGGAGGUGCUUGCAGAACAUAUAGAGCAACCAGAUCUGCUCGAGCUUAAUCUUGCCUUGAGGCGAUGCAUAGAAUCAUCGUGGAAGGAUGCAUCGCGAUUGGACGUUCCGGACCGUGCUAAAGCUGUCGGCGACGCAACAACGCUGGAACUUAUAAAAGCCAUCACUCUAAACCAAUCAUCGUCUUCAAAAUUUGCAUCACUCUGCAUCAUUGAAUCGUGGCGACAUGAGGUUGAAAACAUAACAAUGCGCGUGUAUGGCAUCGUCAAACGGAAAUUCUUUGCGUGCCCUACCACUGAGAAAUACAUUGGAAUUGGUCCCCGAGCACUCUACAUGAAAAUUAGGCAUGACCUUGGCGUGCCGUUCCAUCAGGGACUAGUCGAACACCCCGUCUCCCAGGGGAAGGACGAAAGGAUCCAGGGCAAAACCGCAAGACCUCGAAAAACAAUAGGCUCGUGGGUAUCGAUUAUUUAUGAAGCCUUGUUAGAAGGCAAGAUCUAUGAUGCAAUAUACCGUUGCUUGCCCCGCGAAGCGGAAAACGCCGCCAGCAAUGUAAGCAUCACUAAUGCGGACCACACGACUGAUUGCUGUCGAAAUACUGAAAAAAUGCGAGCAGGGCGGAGUAUCAGCUAG